Bipolaris oryzae ATCC 44560 is the source of this 351-nucleotide messenger RNA. RefSeq lists its product as uncharacterized. The transcript has a single exon. The annotation marks the transcript as partial. Lineage: Eukaryota; Fungi; Ascomycota; Dothideomycetes; Pleosporales; Pleosporaceae. The record is from RefSeq and is a predicted model, not a curated record.
GGUCUUCCCAGCUCUCCACGAGCCAACCGUCAGAUGGAACUCUUGUCUCCACUCGACACAUCAUUUCCUGCGUCAGUGUCGCAAACAUCGUCGCCAUACUCGAGCACAUCGGAGAAGCAAACACCAAAGAGGGUCGACAUCUUCGCCGAUGCUACCAUUCCUCUAAGUCCAAUCUCUACCACCAGCUCGAUGAGCAAAGAGAACCCCUACGCGGGCCUCGAGCCGCGAAAGCGCAGCGGUCUCGCGCGACUUUUCUCCUGCCUUGGCCGCGAAGAGCGCGCCAGGCGACGUAUGAACCGGAGUCUGGAGUUUGAAAAGGUUGGCGACAAGUGCCAUUGGACCGAGUACUAG